AUAAUAUAUUACGUAUACAACAAAUCUUUUAUAUAUCCCAUUCGCUUAUAUACCCUUGGAACUGUUGUCACACGACAUUAAUUUUUUAAGAUACAUUUAUAAUAGACACAUUAUACAUCCUAUAGCAUGUCUUCGCUAAGUCCAAGCUUAAAGUCUUUUAUAGCAUCAGGGCCAAAAUUAAAAUCAAAAAUUUUUCCCUUAAAGGGUAAACAAAAGCUUGUAUUCUUUUUAGGUUUAGCUUGUUGGAUUUUAUGUUUAAACCUUUGGAUACUUACACACUAUGAUAAUUCCCUUGAUUAUUUCGUUAAUUUUGAAUCAGAUGAUGAUUCAGUAUCUAUUGAUUAUGAUGAAGAUGAACCAGAAAAUAAUUGGACAUUUGAGUCAGAAUCCUCAAAUAAUAAAGAAUAUAAACCAGUAAACACUUCAAUCCUUAAUGAUGUGUUAAUUCAAGCUUUACAAAGACAAUUAGAUAUUUAUGAUGAAAGAAAUAUCGAACCAAUCUUUUCCACUAAUUAUGAGACUAUUGCCAAUAAUCAUGAUCAAAAGAUCCUUUCACUCUUUGCCAAUUUGAAUUUUAAUGAACGUUGUGAUUUAUAUUUUGAAAAUUUGUAUCUGGUCGAUCAUAAUUGGUCCCUUAAUCCCAAUGAAGAUCUUCCAUUGCAAGAUAGAUGGCAAUUUAGAUUUAACGGUUGGAGAAAGGAACAUUUCGAAGAGUUAAAGAAGAAAUUUAUUGAAGAGAAAAAGAUGAAAUCUGAAGAAUUUGAAGAAACUCAACAAUUUAGUGAAUUUGUACAAGAAAAUUAUAAAAAGUUUUGGAGUCAUAUGUUAAAAACUGAACAAAAGCUUCAGGAUUAUUUGACCCAUUUGAGAAUCUUCAAUAAAUGUUAUAUUACCAAUGAUACUCCAGAAUCAAUUAAAACUCAAAGUGACUUUAUAGCGUUACAAAAGGAGUUAGUCAAAAAUGAUUUAAAAAUUGAUAAGAAUUUUGAAAAAAUUCCAAAGUUUGUUAAAUCAAAAGGUGAACAAUCGGUAAGACUGAGCUCUUUCCAUGAUUGUUCUGAUAUAGAACAAAGAGUUUAUCCUUGGUUAUCCUUUCAUUAUCCAAUUUAUGAACGUUGGAAUGGUGAAGUCUUGAUGUCUCCUCCAAUUUUAAAUGAAAAGUCUGCUUUAUCCAAAAAUAUAAAAGCAGCUCCUGCUAAUAAGUCUCCUUAUUCUCCAAUAAAGUCUAAAUUCACUAAUAAUCAACCAUGUUUCCUUAAUCGUUUUAAAAAUACUGCCAAUGGUAGAGGUUUGGUAUUAACCAUUCAUGACGGUCACGCCGAGGAUACUGUCAAUCUUAUUAGAUUAUUAAGGGCUCUCAAUAAUAGAUUACCAAUCCAAAUUGUCUAUUUCAAUUCUAUUUCAGCUGAAACCAAAAAAAAAAUAGUAAAGGCUGCCCGUGAAAAAUUCUUUGAUUUACCAAAAUCUUUCGAAUCAGUAGCUCAUUUAUUCCCAGAUGAUUAUCUUCAUCCUAAAGAUGGAGGAUUACCAAAACAAGAAAUAUGGUUUGUUAACGUUAAUAAUGUUAUUCAUGACAAUUACCGUAAUAAAUUUAGAGGCUGGGGUAAUAAAUUUUUAGCUACCAUAUUCAACUCCUUUGAAGAAUUCAUGUUAAUUGAUUCUGAUACGGCAUUAGUUAAGCCACCAUCAUUUUUCUUUGAUUUACCAGGUUAUAAAGAAACAGGUACCUAUUUCUAUAAGGAUAGAACCACUAAUGACUUUAGACCAGAUUCAGAUGUAAUCUUUUUUAAGAAGAUUGCUCCUUCAGUAAUGGAUUCUUUAAUGUUUAAUAUCCCUCAAGUUACUUCGUUCACACUUAAUAAUCAUGUUUUUUCCGGAUUGAAACAUCAAAUGGAAGCCGGAUUGGUUAUUAUCAAUCGUUCUAAGCAUAUGGGAUCAAUGUUAAUGAUGCCUCAAUUACAUUUUGCUGAGCCUGUUAGACUAAGAUCACAUGGUGAUAAAGAAUUAUUCUGGUUAGCUUUCUCUGUUAAUGGAGAUGAAAAUUACUUCUAUAAUGAUAACAAUGCUGCAGCCAUUGGAAUAAUUGACAGUACAAGAAGCAAACCAGAUGGUACUGAAUACGAAUCUACCGAGAUUUGUUCACCUCACCCUGGUCAUGUGAAUGGUUAUGAUGAUACUUUAGAUUGGUUUAAUUCAGGAUUCCAUUUCUGUGGAAGAUAUAAGGCUGUAGACUAUCCUCAAGAUUUUAAAGAUAGAAUGGAAACUCUCUCAUAUAUUCAAUCUGUAGAUGAGAUGAGGGCUUUCUAUUACAAUGCUUUACAGAUCGAGUAUGCUGCUAUUCCACCAUACACCAACCGUAAUGAAAUGGAAUUACCUAAUGAUUUUGGUGAACCAAUAAAAGGUUGGGUCAAACAUCAAGAAAUCUGUCAUGGGUAUCAGUAUUGUGCUUUUGAUUCCAUAGGUGGAGGUGAUAAUAUACAUAAAGGUAAAUUAAUCAAGUUUGAUGAUACUUCAAGAUUACUAUUCCAAUAUUAUGGUGAUAUUUGGGUUGGUAAUGAGUAAUCCAUUAAAUUCCGUUAAAUUUCACAGUAACUUUCAUCACCAGCAUUAACUUAUUUGAUUUAGUGCACUGUUUUCUUUUAUAUUUAAUUUUAUAGAUCUUAUACUAUCCAAUAAACACAGCUAGUUAAAAAA
Messenger RNA from Scheffersomyces amazonensis, 2694 nucleotides. Its product is annotated as alpha-mannosyltransferase. Gene Ontology annotation, molecular function: alpha-1,3-mannosyltransferase activity. NCBI's taxonomy places the organism in Eukaryota, Fungi, Ascomycota, Pichiomycetes, Serinales, Debaryomycetaceae. Gene Ontology annotation, biological process: protein O-linked glycosylation. The transcript has a single exon. Gene Ontology annotation, cellular component: Golgi apparatus. The record is from RefSeq and is a predicted model, not a curated record. The coding region runs from base 127 to 2562 and encodes 811 amino acids.